Topomyia yanbarensis is the source of this 775-nucleotide messenger RNA. RefSeq names its product chromobox protein homolog 3 (gene HP1c). The record is from RefSeq and is a predicted model, not a curated record. The transcript has 2 exons. NCBI's taxonomy places the organism in Eukaryota, Metazoa, Arthropoda, Insecta, Diptera, Culicidae. Gene Ontology annotation, cellular component: pericentric heterochromatin; nucleus. Bases 1 to 687 code for a protein of 228 amino acids. Gene Ontology annotation, biological process: chromatin organization; negative regulation of transcription by RNA polymerase II. Gene Ontology annotation, molecular function: chromatin binding.
AUGGUCCGAUUCCCAUUAGAACGCUCCUCAAACGGCAAACCUACACCGAAGAAGAAGAAGUGGGUCUGGAGAAAAAUAGAAACCUUUUCAAUAAUUUUAUCGAAUUUUCCCGCUUCAGUGACGGACGAGGAAACGAACGAGGCCCCGUAUGUGGUGGAGAAAGUGCUGGAUCGACGCAUAACAGCGGCCGGAAAAAUCGAGUACUAUCUCAAGUGGAAGGGCUAUACCGAAGCGGACAAUACCUGGGAACCGGAGGAGAAUCUGGACUGCCCGGAGUUGAUUGCAAAGUACGAGGAAGUACGCCGACUGAAGGAGUUUAAGGAGGCCAAGAAGAAAUCGGCGAAAAAGAAGCUGGAGGAAAUCAGCAAACCGAGGGGGUAUGAUCGGGGUCUGCUGCUACAUCGGAUCGUCGGGGCCACGGAUUGUGGCGGGGAGCUGAUGUUUCUAGUUCAGUGGCACGGGGCGGAUGAGAUGGACAUUCUACCCGCCGCCGUUGUGAACGAGAAUGAUGCACAAAUUGUCAUCGAGUAUUAUGAAGCGAAGAGUAAGAUUGUGGAGAAAGCGAAGGAACGGGCAAAGUUUGCUGCGUAUGAAGAGGAACGCCCAGAGGUUUUGGAGGACAGCCAGGAGGCCAUACCAGGGACAGAGAUUCCAACUGCUGAAUUGGAACAAUUGAUAGAAGCUUAAGAAAAAUACAAUAAUUUGACAUUCUACAUAAAAUAAACGAUCUCCAAUGGCGGCAUUAGUCCGUCGGAUGGCAGUGAUAUGAUACAUA